AUGUCUCCGGGUCCCAUUACGCAGUCGGCCGGGACUGGUCUCGGAAUUGUAGGUGAUGGCAAGGGCUGGUCAGGAGGAAGCACUCGGCCCGAUGGCGAGGCGAACCAGCCUCAAAGGAUCAAGGAGAACAGAGCAAAGGUCUUCCUCGAGGUGGAGCUGCACAAGAGAAAGCUUGGGCGCAUCGUCCUGGAGCUCUUCGGAGACGUGGUUCCAAAGACCGCCGAGAACUUCCGCUGCCUUUGCACCGGAGAGCGUGGAGUCAGCGCCGUGUCUGGAAAGCCUUUGAGCUACAAAGGUAGUAGGUUUCACAAGAUCAUCCCAGGCAAGAUCAUCCAAGGUGGAGACUUCACGAAGGGGGACGGCUCAGGUGGAGACUCUAUCUUCAACCAGGAUGGCGACGGAACGUUUGGGUGUGAGAACUUCAAGCUGAAGCACGACCGCCCUGGCUUGGUCUCGAUGGCCCACAAGCGAGGUGAGGAGGGCAAGCAGUCCUCACAGUUCUUCUUCACCUCCAAGGCAGAGCCCAAGCUGGACGGCAAGCACGUGGUCUUCGGUCGAGUCAUUGAGGGCAUCGACAAGCUGUCGAAGCUCGAGUCCAUGGGCACAAAGGGUGGGACGCCUCUCUUCGAGGCCGUCAUCUGCGACUGCGGGGAGCUGGAGUCCGAGGCACUUCGCACGCGGAAGCGCAAAGCAGAAGAGAUACCUCUUCCUCCUGGCUGGAAGAAGAAGGAGUCCCGCUCGAAGGAGCCGCUGUUGCCAAGGCACACUGCACAUGUGUCGAAGGUGGAGAAGCCCGGAGCCGGGCAGACGGCCUUUGCCUUCGCAGUCUUCAUCGCCAUCAUCAUAGACAUCUCCAAGACGGAUGGCAAGCUGCCCUAUGGCAAGGCCACUCCGUGUGUCAUCAACUCGGCGGUGGACAUUGUCAUCGGACCGGUGCAGGUCUUGCGGCCCUGUUUCGCUGUAUUGCAGUUCUUUUUGGCGGUGGGGGCAGGUGGGCGAAGCGCGGAGGGCGGCGUGGCCUCUAACUCUAACUACUUCCUCACAGAACGUAAGCCAGUGAGGGACGCUGGGGACGAAGCCGUGGGGGGCGGUGAGGAAGAGCUGCGUGACUACGAUGAGCAGCUCCCGUGCUGGUCUGCGGAGCUGGCAGCGGCGGAAGAGUGGGCACAGCAUGUGGAUUCGGAAGCAGAUGAAGCCGAGGCGGAACACCGGCAGUUGACGGAGGAGCUUUCUGAGAUGCGGCUCACUUCCAUCUCGCCCGCCAGCAGCGCCUGCGAGAAGGACUUUGAAGCUGCAGUGGGCCAUCACCAGAAGAUGGGCAUUGCCCAUGACGACUUCGAGGAGCCGUUGCCAAUCCCUCCCUCGACUUCGGACGGGCAGCACAAUCUGGACGAGCAUCGCCGACACGUCGAUAGGCACCUGCAGCAGGAGGUGUCCCGCCGAAAGCUGGCGGUGGCACACCUAAGGCAGCAGCACCUGGUCUCUGCUGACCAGGCUUUGGCAGCGGGCCGAAAGGAGGCCGAGGAACUGCGAGAGGCCUUGGAAUUGGCGGAGAAAGAAGGCCAGGAGCUCGCCAGGCAACGCCAGGUGCGGGGACGAUUGGCUUUUGCACGAUGCAUUUGGGUCUAUAGAGUCUAUGCAAGCCAAGUCAUUCAUCAUAACAUAAUAACGAACAUAACCAUAAUGUGA
This is a messenger RNA of Symbiodinium necroappetens, 1689 nucleotides long. NCBI's taxonomy places the organism in Eukaryota, Dinophyceae, Suessiales, Symbiodiniaceae. The record is from the annotation of a GenBank genome assembly.